GGGGGCUAUAGUGCAUAACUGAGACUAAGGAUCAAGAAGAGAAAAAGGGAGGAGGGAGAGAGUAGAGAAAGAGCCCUAAACCUAAAGGCUUGGUGACGCAGAGGGAGAGAGGAGAUGAUGGAGACUGUGGAAUGCGCUGUGACAGAUGGACGGAUGUUACGCCAACAAUAAUCCAUCCAGCCCCGGACGAGGGAGAUGUGCGUUGUGUGAUUAGGCGGACAGGGUGGAAGAGGACAUUACCCCAGAUUCCAGAGAAGAGGAGCAGUGAUGGCGUGCCGAGUGUGCCGACAGACGGCACCAGCGAUCACACAGUCCAUCUGCCAGCUGCAGGAGGAGGUAUGUACAGUACUACAUGUCUCAUCAGCUCUGGCACUCAACCUCCCCCCAUCAAGUCUCCUCUGUCCAUCAUCCGCCUGUCUCUGUCCCAUCCUCCUCUCUCUCUCUCCCAUACAUCCAUCCAUCCUCUUCCCUCAGCAUAGCCAGGCUUGCAGCUCUGUUGUUUCCAGACCUCUCAGACCUCUCAAAAACAUUACCUGGCUGAUCCAAUGAUUGAUGCUGGCACGCCGGGAAGAUCUCAUUGAUCCAAUUCAAUUAACACUGGCUCUAACCCCAUGCAUCUUGUCCAUCCCACUGGCUGGGAAGUUGGCACACCAGCCCAGAUGCUUAGGGAAAGCUAAUUGCUGAGGUGGAUAUUUAAAAUGCAUUGGGUUUAGCUCUUCAUGUGGCGGCCCCCUGGACUAUGAAACUUUGAUAGGAUCUCAUUUUUAAAGCAUUUCAUGAAAGAAGCACACACAACCCAACACAGCAGUUUAACUAAUAGGAUACACACAACCCAACCCAGAAGUUUAACUAAUAAGAUACACACAACCCAACCCAGCAGUUUAACUAAUAAGAUACACACAACCCAACCCAGCAGUUUAACUAAUAAGAUACACACAACCCAACACAGCAGCUUCACCUGCAUAGCAUUGCCCAGAAUACAAUCAAACUCAAAUCACGUAUUCUCUUUUAUUCACACGAUUCUUACCAAGCGUCACCCAUUCUGAGGGUUUGCUGUAUAACUCACAACUACUAAUACAGUAUCACAAAAUGCCUCUGAGUUGCUACGGCUGAAUAUGAUUUGAUAAGCAGGCAUCCGAUAUGGCGGUGAGUACAUUAGAUAAGGGUUUGUGUGCAGGGGGGCUCGGGUGGCCUGGCCUAGAUUUGACCAGCGCCUAGGUCAUGAAGUGUAGAAACACCCUGUCUAUCCAGUAACAUUAACCCAUUUACAACCCUGUCUAUCCAGUAACAUUAACCCAUUUACAACCCUGUCUAUCCUGUAACAUUAACCCAUUUACAACCCUGUCUAUCCUGUAACAUUAACCCAUUUACAACCCUGUCUAUCCAGUAACAUUAACCCACUCACAACCCUGUCUAUCCAGAGAGAGAGAGAGAGAGAGAGAUAUCUUCACCAGAUCCUCCAGGUCCAUUGAGUGGGGAAAGAGAGUGAAGGUGUACAUUUACCAGCACUCCGUAUAAAAAGAAUACCCACUCUGAAUGAAGCACUAACCUGCAAUUCCCAGGACAUGUAAAAAAAAAAAAAUUGAAUAGCUAAACAGGAAACUGAGAACUCAACUGGCAGAGGACAGAAUGGAAAACUACAAAGGAAGUUGAGUAAAUUCAAUCAGACUCAAAUACACCCCACUGGGCACACACUGGUUGAAUCAACGUUAUUUCCACGUCAUUUCAAAGAAAUGAUGUGGAAUAGACAUUAAAUUGACGUCUGUGCCCAGUGGGACAUCUCCAAUAGGCUUACAAUAUUUGAACAUUGCUGUAAAGGUUGCUCAGCUCUAUACAGAUGAUGGUAAUAACAAGCCGCUAUGUUAUUUAUAGCCAUGACAACAGAUUAAAAUCAAAGCCUUUAUAUGUGAGAGCGAAGGAGUCUGAGGGUACAGCAUGAGAUUUCACUAAUUACUUUAGACCCGUUCUGGAGCAGCAACACCCACACACACACACACACACACACACACACACACACACACACACACACACACACACACACACACACACACACACACACACACACACACACACACAGGAAGGAAGGAAACCAGAAUGAAUACCUAAACUGUUAACCUUUGAGUUGUUUCUGUUUUAACCCUGUAACCAUGCAAAAUUAACCCUAUAACCACGCUGAAUGAAUACAUCAAAAAUAGAUGUUCAUCCAUAAUAUGUCGGAUUUUGAAAGGAAACUAUUAGAUCUUGUUGGAUUUGACAGCUCCAACACAGUUCCCUCUCAGACACCACCCAAACAUCAGCUAUGCGGGAGUCGGCUAUCGCCAGUUAACUUCUGAUCUGAUUUAAUCUAGGCCUUAACUUGGACACAUAUUGGAGAUUCGUGAGAAUGCUUUAUCAAAACAAAUAUGGUUCAUGUACCUGCGAAUAGUAGGAUUUGUGUCUUAAAAACAAAUCCCAGUCUAGUUGAAUGAUCAGCUGGGCGGAUUUCAGCAGCAUCUGUCUGGUAUACAGUCCUAUGUUUAGUCAAAUAAAACAUUACCAUCCAGAGACCUUUGUUUUGCCAACAUCUUUGUUUUGGCCUCUAUAAACAAAAAGCACGCAGCACCGUAUUAAAUAUCAGAAGGCCUUUGACAGAGUGCCAAUGACAACUAUGAAACAAAGAGCGAUCGAUACUCUGUCGAGGCUUGCAGUUAUCAAAUCAAAUCAAAGUUUAUUGGUCGGGUACACAUAUUUGCAAGUGUUAUAGCAGGUGCAGUGAAAUGCUUAUGUUACUAGCUCCAACAGUGCAGUAGAAUGUCUUACAAAUACAAUACAAAUACACAAAUAAUCAAAACAAUUAUCAAGGCAAGAAAUCAAGAAAUAACAACCCAGAGUAGAUCUAUUACAGUGAGCAUGUGUCAGAAUCCAGAAUAUAAAUACCUGGUGUGUGUAUAGACAGUAUAUAGUUUGGAAAGAAAAUGGUAUGUACAGCAGUAGGUAUAUUAGGAUGAGCUAUGAAUACAGUAUAUAGAUCAAGGAUGGCCAACUCCUCGGGGGCCUGAUUGCUGAAAUACUUUUGCCCCAGCUCCUGCUAACACACCUGACUGCAAUAAUCAACUAAUCAAGGUCUUCAGUUUACAAUGCAAUUGAUUUAUUCAGAUGUGUUAGCUAUAGGGUUGGGGGGAAAGUGUGACACCAAUCAGGCCCUUGAGGUUUGGAGUUGCCCAUCCCUGAUCUACAUACACAGGGAGGAAACAACAGUAUAGAAACAGAAUAUGAGGUGACUCUAUAUACAUGGGGCAUUAGUCUCAAGAUGCAGGGCAGAGUACUGGACGGGUAGUCGGCUAGUGAUGGCUGUUGUAAUAACUCACCGUCAACAUGUUACACUACAAACUUUUGAUACGAUGGAAGACUUGUGUACAAUGUUAAUCUUUGAACUCGGUUUUGACUGUCCAAGAAAAUAAAAACUAAAUAUAGAAUAUUUUGACAUUUAGGCUCUGGUAUUUCAUUCCAUGUCACCAUUGAAUGGUGUCUAGCAUCAAGCUAGGUGUGAUUUGAGGCGUGUCAGUCACUAGCUGGAUUAUUUUCAUUUUUGAGAUUAUUGACAGCAGUGGAAUAACUGGGGCCUCAAUUAGCACCACUGUAACUAAUUGGCUAGCGUGGAAGUGACCAUGAUGGGAGGCAAGGAAAUAAAUGAAAUGAAUGAAGUGCCACGUUCAGCAGAAUCACUGUAAUACUACUAAAAGGGAUGCCUGCCUGGUGCCUGAUCCGACGGUGUGAAAUUGUCACCUGAUUUAGACAACAGUGUAGCCAUACCACAUACCACAUACAACAUGUCAACAUCACCUCUCCUAGGGAUAGAGUGUGUGUGUGUGUGUGUGUGUGUGUGUGUCCCAGUAUGUGUGUGCUCUCUGCAUUAGACUCCUGAUAAUUAGAUCCAUGUAUAGGCGACAACAGAAACCUUUGGAGCAUUGGAUUUGCUCUGAUGUAAAGUCUGUUAACCUUUAAAGCAAAGCCAGCCUUGGCCCCCCACUCAUUCUGCUGUAAUUGCCUGCGCAGGGUAUGCACAUUCUGCUGAAAAGGUUAGCGUGCUCCCAUCCCACCUAGUUGUCGUGAUGAAUGGGCAAACAUUCCAAGAAAAUGAAAAUUGGGACGAGUGUGGUUGGCAUUUUGGUCACGACUUCCGCCGAGGCUGCCCCCCCUCCUGGUCCGGGCAGGCUUCGGUGUUCGUCGUCACCGGAGUACUAGCUACUGCCGAUCCCAUUCUCAUCACUCCACUUGUCAUGUCUUGUCAAUCACACACACCUGGUGCUCAUUCCCCUAAUUAGUAUGUGUAUAAGUGUUCCCUCUGUUCCCCUUGUCUUUGUGAGUGAUUGUUUGUUGUGAGAGCGUGUAGCUCGGUUGAGCUACAUUUCACUGUGUUAUUGCCAAGGUGAAUGUUUUCCCUUGUAUAGUUUCGUUUUUUGACGCUUGGGGCGUUUGAUUUAUGUAAACUAAAGACUCCUGAGUGGCGCAGUGGUCUAAGGCAGUGCUAACUGUGCCACUAGAGAUCCUGGUUCGAAUCCAGGCUCUGUCGCAGCCGGCCGCGACCGGGAGACUCGUGGGCGGCGCACAAUUGGCCCAGCGUCGUCCAGGGUAGGGGAGGGAAUGGCCGGCAGGGAUGUAGCUCAGUUGAUAGAGCAUGGCGUUUGCAACGCCAGGGUUGUGGGUUCGAUUCCCACGGGGGGGCCAGUAUAAAAAUUAAAUAAAAAUGUAUUCACUAACUGUAAGUCGCUCUGGAUAAGAGCGUCUGCUAAAUGACUAAAAUGUAAACGAUUUCAACUCUGGACUUCGGUAUUUUACCUCCUGCGUCUGACUCCUUCAUUCACACCUCGUCACAGAAACACUCACCUGAUCUGAUAUGGAGUCAGCAGGAGAAGACCGCAUGCCUGGAGUUGUGUCAAGGGUCCAGGAGCAUUCCUCGAUAUUGGCCAGGUUGGGGGAAGCGAUGGAUCGGGUUCUUCAGGUGGUAGAAUGCCUGGAGAGGAGAAGAUCCGAUCUAUCGAGACCAGCUGGUCAAACGGAUCCAGCCACCUACACCCCAGCCCCUGGCCACCGGCAUUUGAUGGGAUAGCAGCGCGAUGUAAAGGAUUCCUACUCCAACUGGAGUUGUAUUUCUCCAGCAUCAGGCCGGUGCCCCGGGAGCGGGAGAAGGUAUCCGUCCUCGUUUCCUGCCCUGGAGUGGGCCAACGCGGUGUGGAACGAGGGAGGUUCCGCGUUGGAGAACUACGGGGAGUUUGCUCGCCUCUUUCGGGCCGUUUUUGAUCAUCCGCCUGAGGGUCGAGAGGCGGUCGAACGACUGGUUCAUCUGAGGCAGGGGACGAGGACCACUCAGGACUACGCGGUGGAGUUCCAGACGCUGGCAGCGGGGUCUGGGUGGAACGAGCGGGCCCUGAUCAACCAUUUCCGGUGCCACCUAAGGGAGGACGUCCGACAGGACUAGACUGCCGGGAUGCCAUGCUAUCGUUCUCCCAACUGGUAGACAUGGCCAUCUGGCUGGACAAUCUGCUAGCAGCCAGAGGACGUCCUGGUAGGGGUCUGCCCGUUCCCACUCCGGACGACUCUGACCCCGAGCAGAUGGAGCUGGGGGACGACGCCGGUAGAGAGAGCACAGGAGGACAGUGACAGUGUCACUCUGGUGGCACGAAGGGACAAUCCACCUCACGUCGCAGUCAACGUUCUUUUGGGUCUGGAGACGGUAGGCAGGGUACUCACGCAUCACCCCAGGUAACGAACACCCAAACGUGUUCAGAGCCCUUUGCGGUGCACUGUACUUUAUCUAUCUCCUUUCCCGAUCACUUGGUAGGUUCCCAGUGUAAGGCGCUAGUCGAUUCAGGCGCAGCUGGGAAUUUUAUGGACAGGGCAUUUGCACACCGUCAAGGCAUUUCAUUGGUCCCCCUAACCAUUCCACUCCCCAUCAGAGCACUUGAUAGUCGACCAUUAGGGUCCGGGUUGGUUAAGGAAGUUACGGUACCAGUCACCAUGAUUACGCAGGAGAUGCAUGUUGAGCAGAUCACCUUUAUGAUUAUUGAGUCUCCUGCUUACCCUGUAGUCUUGGGUAUCCCGUGGUUAGCCCUUCACAACCCCAAUUUCUCAUGGCCGCAGAGGGUUCUUACGGGGUGGUCGCGUGAGUGUCCAGGUAGGUGUCUAGGUGGCUCUGUUUACUCACGUCUUCCGGCACUACGGGGUACCAGAGGAUAUAGUGUCCGACGGAGGUCCCCAGUUCACGUCUAGAGUCUGGAAGGCGUUCAUGGAACGUCUGGGGGUCUCGGUCAGCCUGACCUCUGGUUUUCACCCCGAGAGCAAUGGGCAAGUGGAAAGGGUGAAUCAAGAUGUGGGUAGGUUCCUGCGGACCUAUUGUCAGGACCGGCCGGGGGAGUGGUCGGUUUUCCUGCCGUGGGCAGAAUAUGCUCAGAACUCUCUCCGCCACUCCUCCACUAACCUAACACCCUUCCAAUGUGUUUUGGGUUACCAACCGGUCCUGGCACCGUGGCACCAGAGCCAGACCUGGGCUCCCGCGCUGGAUGACUGGUUUCGGUGCGCGGAGGAGACUUGGGACGCUGCCCACGUUCGCCUCCAGCGCGCCGUGCGUCGUCAGAAGGCCAACGCUGACCGCCACCGCAGGGAGGCCCCGGUGUUCGUACCGGGGAACGGGUCUGGCUAUCGACCCGGAAUCCGCCCCUCCGCCUGCCCUGCCGGAAGCUGAGCCCGCGGUUUGUGGGGCCGUUUAAAGUCCUGAGGAGAAUAAACGAGGUGACAUACAGGUUGUUACUCCCCCCUGAUUACCGUAUUAACCCCUCGUUUCAUGUGUCUCUCCUCAGGCCGGUGGUAGCUGGUCCGCUCCAGGAGUCUGAGGUACGGGAGGUUCCUCCACCUCCUCUGGACAUUGAGGGGGCCCCGGCGUACUUGGUCCGUUCCAUCCUAGAUUCGAGGUGUCGGGUGGAGGGCCUUCAGUAUCUCGUGGAGUGGGAGGGGUACGGUCCGGAGGAACGGUGCUGGGUCCCAAGGCGGGACAUCCUCGAUUCCUCCCUGUUGAGGGAUUUCCACCGUUGCCAUCCGACUCGCCCUGCUCCGCGUCCUCCUGGCCGUCCCCGAGGCCGGGGUCGACGCACUGCUGGAGCCGCACGUCGGUAUUUUACCUCCUGCGCCUGACUCCUUCAUUCACACCUCGUCAAAUUUUCUCUCUCUCUCUUUCUCGCUGUCUCUCUCUCACAGUUUUUGCGAUGUGGCAGAACACAAAGACCGCUAAUAAACAAACCAAAAGGAAGUCAGAAAGAAACUGAGCUGUUUGUGUCACAAUUAAAUGGAGAGAAAGGAGCCUCAGCCUGCCAAUAUCUGUCAGCACGUGUGUGUGUGUGUGUGUGUGUGUGUGUACGUGUGUACAGAGAGAGAGAGGCAGGCAGGGUGGCCUCUCUCCAGGCAGGCAGAGAGGCAGGCAGGCGAGGUAUUGACAAGCUGGAGGUGGAAGGUGAAUGGCGGGUGAAGGCUGUUAUUGCCGGCGGCUGGCUGGGGCUCCUGCAGCACUACUUGCUGGACCCAGAAGAUUCAUUUUGACAGAUGAGUCUCCUCCCCGGCUGGCGAGGCGCGGAGCGGCGGGGGGCUGAUGGCACACGCUCACCAGAGCAGCUCAGAGUAGUGUUAGCCAGCGUCAUGUUGUGCAAACCUGCAAUUUAUACUUCCACCCCUGGCAUUAGACCCGGCUGAUGAUAUGCAAAAGGCCCCCCUACCUUCCUACCAUCCCAUUCAACCUCCAUCAUCACCAGUCCACAAGCCCUAAGGAGUUUACAUACCAGACAUAUGGAUCAUUUUACUGCCUUGUUAUAGGUAGUGUUUACCUGCUUUUUUUAGGCUACUGAAACAAUGGGUACUUGUUAGCCCCACUACCACCUAACUAUGCUUUCACCAUCCCUCCUCGCCAGUCUAGCUAUCUGGAGUUAUGCUUUAUUUUACAGUCCAGCUGUUGUUUAGCUGGUCAUUAUUGAGAAAUAAUGUACCGUAAUAACAACGUAGUUGGUUCUUCAAAGAAUUCAUCAUAAUAGGGAACUAAUUGAUGCCGAAUGGAACAUGGCACUGGUUGUUCAAAUGACUCACAAAGAAUGAAAACAGCUGGUCAUUAUUAAGUAACUACUGUUUUACUGCCAUUUUUACUAUGGGCAUGAGACUGUAAAGCAAAACACAACUGAUAUCAAAUUAUCAGAAGGUGGCUGCCGGUACACAGCCACAUCCUACGCACAUGGACAUGCACCCAGACGUAAACAGUAAUAAUAAUUAGUCAUUUAGCAGAAGCUCUUAUCCAGAGUGACUUACAGGAGCAAUUAGGAUUAAGCGCCUUGCUCAAGGGCACAUCAACAGAUUUUUCACCUAGUCGGCUCGGGGAUUAGAACCAGCGACCUUUCGGUUACUGGCACAACACUCUUAACCACUAAGCUACCUGCUGCCCCAGGAACAUGUAUACAGCUCCCUAUCACACAUCUGCAGUACAUUAACAUUUUAGUCAUUUAGCAGACGCUCUUAUCCAGAGCGACUUACAGAUAGUGAGCGCAUACAUUUUUAUUUAUUUUUCAUACUGGAAUUGAACCCACAACCCUGGCGUUGCAAACACCAUGCUCUACCAACUGAGCUACAUCCCUGCCGGCCAUUCCUUCCCCUACCCUGGACGACUUGUGCGCCGCCCCAUGGGUCUCCGGGUCGCAGCCUGCUACGACAGAGCCUGGAUUCGAACCUGGAUCUCUAGUGGCACAGCUAGCACUGCGAUGCAGUGCCUUAGACCACUGCGCCACUCGGGAGUACCAUAAAUAGUUACACACACACACACACUCACACGUACGCAAACACAUUCAUAUCCGUCUGUCUGCCUUCCCCACUAGCAUCUACAUCCUAUCGCCCAUCCAGACCCGGUGUUAAUUUUGGCAGCUAUUUUAGAUUUAGUUUUAGUCUUAAAAUACCUUUCAGUCUUAGUCACAUUUUAGUCAUUUAAUCCUUUGUUCGUUUUAGUUAUUAUCAGUCGACUAAAACGCUGGAUAAUUUUUGUCUAGUUUUAGUCACAGAUAUUUUAGUCACAUAAUAGUGCAUUUUGUUAUAUAAAAAAAUGUAUGUUUAGACUACCUCUAUCUUCCAUCAUGUGCACAUUCAGAUAGCCUUGUCCAGCUAUGCCUACUAUCCCCUCCUAUACCUUAACUGGCAGCAUUGACAUUGUGGCAGAUUGUAACCAAUGCCAGACAUAAUUAACCACAUAGGCUAUAAAGCCUUGGCUACAGGUUAAACAAUUUACAGCUCUGAUUUUCUCCCCAUCAUAACCUUCAAGGGGGUAAAUAACAGUGGUUUCCUUGAAAAGGAGAGAGUUUGAGCUUUACAAAAUAGUAUUACUGUACUCCUAAUAUUCAACAAAUAGUAUUUGUUUUUCCCAUAGGAAAAAAGCAACUGCAACUCGCAUUUGUGGACUGCGGCGCAAGAGCUGCAACACAGAUGAAUGAAUAACAGUGCACAUGGGAAAAUAGAGCUUCUGAUGAUAACCAAAUAAAAAAUAUCCUCCAUGAAAGUAAGAGACAGUAAACAUUGUUUCUAGUUGAGGUUAAUUAACAGUCAGGAAAAAUAGGUCGUUGACAAAUAUUUUUCGUCAUAGUUAUUGUUGACGAAAUUAACACUGUCCAGACGUAAGAACUCACACUAUUCACUCUGUCUUAACUCGCCAUCCAUUAACAAUCUACCCAAGGCAGAAUGGUUAGUAUGCAGACAUAUAGGGUAGCACUUCCACAAGCCAGUGGAAAUGAGUGUCAGGUUUUGUUGCUGUCAGGAAUCUGCAGAAAUAAAGGACAACUGAAGCAGCUACCAUGGUGAAUGCCAUAGCAUUAUACUGUACAUUACUCAUGCAGUGCAGCAGAGGUGUUUUAUAUUUGAAUAGACAACUCAUUCUGAAUGACUUUGAUCAUCCAUCACUAAGAAUAGAAGAAAAAUGCAAAGAUACAACACAACAUCAAAGCUGAAUGAUUUUAAAUAAGCUUUGCUCCUCCUCAUGGGAAUAUAGUCAGAUCUCAACAACUUAAACAAUUGACAAAUGUGGCUCAAUGCCUCACAAGGCUACAGUAGUAGGCAUAAUUCUGAACAUUUGCCAAGCCUGUUUCUCUGUUCUUUCUUCCCAGAUAAGAGAGGUGAUCCACUGAGGAGGCAACUCCAAUCUCUGAUCUGAAGGAGCCCAGACCUGGAGCAUGGUCCUGGGUGUGUCUGCAGAGUCAGUGAAGAGCCUGCGACCUGCCUCCAUGGCCACAGAGUCAGCACCGUCCUAGCUCUGCCACGGGACCCAAGCAUCCCCUUGCUAGCUCUGCCAGGAGGCCUUGUACAGUACAUCCACUACUAGCUCUGCCAGGAGGUUCACUCCCACUCGUCUGCCAGCUUAGAUAACCCUCUGGCUGUUGGCAAACACAUGUUUGACGUGAUCGAAUGUGACCGCAACCGUGCCAUCCAGAGCAGCACCAGCAGCAGCCCCCUGUUCCUCCUGCCUGCCGAUUCACCAUGCAGUGGAGACGUUGGCACUACUGCCCCAUCAAGAUGACCUGGACCGUGAAGCGCUCGCUCUUCCGGACCCACGUGGCGGGCCUCCUGUCCCUGGCCCUCCUCUUCACCCUCUUCCUUUUCUUCAGCCACCAGGACUGGCUGCCGGGCCGGACCUGGCCCCGGGACAACCCCCUGGCCUACACCGUCAGGGGGUUCCGCACGGCCAAGGCCGAAGCAAACCAGAGCCUGAGCCUCCGGAGCCUGUGGAGGGAGACGGGCUACGUGCCUCCCAAGCCCCAUCUCAACAUCAGCUCCCAGCAGGGUGAGGGUGGCGGUGGUGGAGGAGCCAUAAUGGGCGUGACAGGACUGGAGAACUCAAUGAGUGCCAACAACAGUUUACAGCAGGAAAUGGGCGUAGGAGGGAGGCUCAAUGCCCAGCCCUAUCGCUACAUCCUCAACCAGCCCUUCAAGUGCAGAGACAGAACCCCGUUCCUGGUGCUGCUUAUCGCUGCAGAGCCAGGCCAGGCAGAUGCCAGGAAUGCUAUCCGGCAGACGUGGGGCAACGAGAGCGUGGCCAUGGGCCUGAGCUUCGUCCGACUAUUCCUGCUGGGUUUGGGGCGGAGCUCAGACACAUACACCCAGACCGCCAUCGAGGAGGAGAGCCGGGUCCACAAUGACAUCAUCCAGCAGGACUACCAAGACACAUACUACAACCUCACCAUCAAAACCCUGAUGGGCAUGAACUGGGUGGCCAGCCACUGCCCCCAAGCGCGCUACAUCAUGAAGACGGACAGUGACAUGUUUGUCAACACGGAGUAUCUCAUUCAGAAGCUGCUGAAACCAGAGCUCCCGCCCAGACAGAGCUACUUCACUGGCUAUCUGAUGAGGGGCUACGCGCCCAAUCGCAACAAGGACAGCAAGUGGUACAUGCCUCCUGAGCUGUACCCUAGCGAGAGGUACCCCAUCUUCUGCUCGGGGACGGGGUACGUGUUCUCCGGGGACAUGGCGGAGAGGAUCUACCAGGCAUCUCUGAGCAUACGGAGGCUGCACCUGGAGGACGUUUACGUUGGCAUCUGCCUGGCCAAGCUCCGCAUUGACCCCACACCACCGCCCAACGAGUUCCUCUUCAACCACUGGAGGGUGUCUUACUCCAGCUGUAAGUACAGCCACCUCAUCACCUCCCACCAGUUCCAGCCCAACGAACUGGUCAAAUACUGGAACCACCUGCAGAGCAACAAGCACAAUGCCUGCAUCAACAUGGCCAAGGAGAAGAAUGGGAAGUAUAGACACAGGAAGUACCACGCAGAGAGACCUCAGUGA
Coregonus sp. 'balchen' is the source of this 11826-nucleotide messenger RNA. Lineage: Eukaryota; Metazoa; Chordata; Actinopteri; Salmoniformes; Salmonidae. The record is from the annotation of a GenBank genome assembly.